CCAACACUAACAAAAUGCAUUAUCACGGAGACUGCAUUUAGGAAAAAAUAUAUAAAUAAAAUCUACUGGAAAUUUACUAGCGAAUUGUUACUAAUCAAUAGUAUAAAAAUAUGUACAAGGUACAUAAAUAUUUUUCCUGUUUCACAUUCAUUAUCUAGAAACCAUUUUAGGUACUUUUUGCAACCUAAAGUACGUUAUUUUUAAAGGACUUGUAUUGAUUAACUUAAGUGCUAGAUAAAAUUAAAUUCACUUAAAACAUUAUAAAACCAAAUUGGAAGUGUGAAUAGGUUAAUAAUUAUCGACAUUCGAUUCAGAACAGUUGAUUAAAUGACAACAAUAUGCUUCGAAUAUUCUUUUACUUGAUAAUUUUGGCAAAUUUUGCGUCUUGUGCUGACCAUAAUCUUUUCAAAAAUUGCUCAAGAGUGGAAUUUUGCAGGUCUUUAAGAGACCCAAAAGUGACUUCCCCAUUUAAGCCCCAAUUAUCUAAACUGACCGUUAACAAUGAUAAAACAACGGUUAUUGUACCAAUAUCAAACAGCGACAAUCAAACUUUCAAUGUGUACAUCAAUCUUCUGAGAAAUCACACUGUUAGAAUGAAGAUUUUGGAAACUGAAAGCGCCAGAUACGAUUCCUUAAGAGAGGCAAGAGCUAGCUCUUCAUUUAAGCCUCAGUUAUCUAAACUGACCGUUAACAAUGAUAAAACAACCGUUAUUGUACCAAUAUCAAACAGCGACCAUCAAACUUUCAAUGUGUACAUCAAUCUUCUGAGAAAUCACACUGUUAGAAUGAAGAUUUUGGAAACUAAAAGCACCAGAUACGAGUUAAAGGACGUACUGGAUAAGGAACCAACGAAAUUGAAGGUCGUUUUAAAUAAAACGAUGUAUGAAAAUGGCUCAGUUACCAUCUUACCAGACGACUCGAAAUACUCUCACAGCGUUAACAUAAAUCCGGAUCCCUUUCAGAUAAAAUUUUUCUAUGACGACGGAAUGCUGGAGAGCGUCUUCCACGGAGAAGAAUUGAUUUUUCAAAAAGACACGCAAGCAUUCGUAUUCCGCUUCCAAUUUACUGAUGCUACCACCUUACACGGUCUUCACCAUCACACUUUAGGCUUGGAUUUACCCGACACCAAAGCAAGCAAAAUGGACCCGAUCCGAUUAAGGAACUCCGAUAUCGGUGGUUAUGAACCAAACUCUCCAAUGGCAAUGUACGGAGCCGUGCCUUUGGUUUACGGUCACACCGGUGUGUACACUUCUGGAGUAUUUCUGCACAAUGCCGCCGAGCAAUGGGUAGAUAUAAUUCACGACGCGGACUCAUCUUCAGCCAGGUUCAUGGUUGAAAGGGGAGCUUUGGACUUGUUCGUUUUGCUGGGAAAUACAGCGAAAGAAACUGUCCGACAAUUCGUUGAGCUGACCGGUCGAGCGCAUAUGCCUCAGUUGUGGACGUUAGGAUAUCACCAAUGCCGUUAUUCGUACGAAACGCAAGAGGAUGCUAAAGAUGUGGUCGCCCAAAUGGACGCCUAUAAGUUUCCCAUGGACGCCAUUUGGUUGGAUAUCGACUAUACCGAUGGAUACAGGUAUUUCACAUGGAAUCCGGUGAAUUUCUCCGAUCCCAUAGGGUUCCAGAAAAACAUAUCAUCUACGAACAGGAAACUGGUUACGAUCCUGGACCCGCACAUUAAAAAAGAUCCCGAUUACCCCGUAUACGCCGGCGCCAAAGGAAAAUAUUUCGUUAAGUUUGCGAAUGGAAGCGAUUAUGAGGGAGUUUGUUGGCCCGGAGAAUCCAGUUACUUUGACUUCCUUGAUCCUGAAGCUCGAGACUACUACGCCAGCUGGCACUCAUACGAGAAAUUCAAUGGAAGUACACCAGUAUUAGCCGGCGUUUGGAACGAUAUGAACGAACCUGCUGUAUUCGAUGACACCACGGAGAAAACCAUGCCCUUCGAUGAUGCUGUCCAUUACGGAAACGUCGCACACGGAAACAUUCAUAAUAUCUACGGGUUUCUUCAGACCAAAGCCACCCAUCAAGGUCUCAUGAACCGAGACAACACCAAAAGACCCUUCAUUUUGACCCGUUCCCAUUUCGCUGGGUCCCAGCGGUACGCGGCCAUGUGGACGGGAGACAACACAGCCGAUUGGCCUUACCUGCGUACCAGCUACUCGGAGUGCAUGCUCUCCAACAUAGUGGGCAUGGUGUUCUGCGGCGCCGACAUCGGCGGGUUCUUCAACGAUCCGGAACCGGAGUUGCUGCAGAGGUGGUACCAGGCUGGUAUUUGGUUGCCGUUUUACAGAGGGCAUGCUAACAAGGACACGAAGCGAAGGGAACCUUAUUUGUUUGGUAAUGACGUCCAGGAGGUCAUAAGAACGGCUAUUAAAACGAGGUACAAGCAUUUGCCUGUUUUGUAUACGUUGUUCUAUGAGCACACUAGGUAUGGGGAUCCGAUCGUUAGGCCUCUGUUUUAUGAAUACCCUGGGUUGGUGAAUAAAGAUGAUCAUAUUUUGUUAGGUACUGAUAUUUUGGCAAGACCCGUUUUGGAAAAUGGAACAAAUAGUGUAAAUAUCCAUUUCCCAGGAGAUUCAUCGACUUUCUGGUACAGGAUGGAUGAUCAUUCUGCCAAAAUAUAUAAAGGAAACGAUGACGUGACAUUACCAGUCAAUAUUACAACGUCGCCAUAUUUCUACAGAGCAGGCAGUAUAAUAGUAAGGAAAGAUCUCGAACGCAAAUCAACUACUGAUAUGAUUGAUGAUCCCGUAACUCUUUACAUUAAUUUGGAUUCCUCCCAUAAAGCUACUGGAAGGAUGUACGUGGACGAUUACACCAGUUUCAACUAUCAAGACAAAAAGCAUUAUUACUAUUUGAAAAUUGAAUAUAUUCCACAAACGGGCCGAAUAGUGUUUAAGCAAAUUGAUGGAAAUGCUGCCGGUUUCGAAGUAGAAAUUAGUCAUGUAAUUGUUCAAGCCAAAAACUCAGAUGAAAAUACAUUUACGAGGACCGAAUACACAACUCAUGCUAAUGGUGAACGACUCUCCAACUUUAAAAUUACGCCCCAUCUUAAUAAAAAGAAAAAAGUUUUUUGUAAUUUAAAGAAUACACCUCGUAAUACUGAUUACGUUUUAUAUCUGUAAAUAAUAAUAAUUUGUUUAUUAUUGUUUUACUUUAUUCUUGCUUGUGACCACAUUAAAUGUUUGUGUAGUAAAUAAAUAUAAAGAAAAAAU
Molecule: messenger RNA, 3212 nt
Organism: Phyllotreta striolata
Lineage: Eukaryota; Metazoa; Arthropoda; Insecta; Coleoptera; Chrysomelidae
Source: the annotation of a GenBank genome assembly